AAGAGAACAGAGGACGUGGGCGUGCCUCCUUGCCUUCCGUCGUUUCUUCUCCAGACUUCACACGGUGAACACGGUUGACUGCUCGCCCUCCUGCAGGCUCUAAGCACGAGGGAAUCACAGGCAUCGGUCCGCCAAAUGCAUACAUCAAAACAACAAUUACCGGCUGAAGAUAAAUAUACAGUCACUCACAGGCGUGUCGCCUGAUCUAUACAGCUAUCGGUUUCGUUCAACGGGAAAAAUGGAUUUUUCUGUGUCGUUUUGGGGAGGAGGUAAGCGAAAGUAGAUACAUGAGAGGAAGGGUAGCAGUCUGAAUAGCAAGGAGGGUGUCUCCGAGAGAGAGAGGGAGGGAGGGAGGGAGAGAGAGAGAAAGAGAGUGACUGGUGCUGUCCUUUCAGAACCACGGAAAGCAGUCACCCCCGGCACAGCAGGCACCUUGCUGCCCGUGGAUGUCAUAAACUGGUUCUACCCAAACCACCACAACAGGAGGAGAGUUGCGUUGGAUUCGGAUUUUAAAAAAUGAAAAACACCAAUUUUAUCAUCUUCUUUACUUCUCGGAUUUAUACCACUAUGAGUUGACGUCCAUUGUUUAUGGGAAGCCAUUGGCUACAAUCAUUUUGGAUUUAAAUGUUACCCUCCAGUAGGUCUGGUUGGUGAUUGAUUUCCACGACAGGUUGGAGAACCAUUGGGGCAUCUGGCAUCAUCAGUGGGCAUAUGUGCUAAAUUAGGCCUAUACAUUUAUUCUUUGAGGAUCUGUAGCCUGUAAUAGCAGCAGCCUACUCUCUCCCCCCCUCCCCUGGUAAUCCCGGGUGUGCAUGUGUUGCACUUGCAAGCGUUCUCCCUCCCUCCCGUUGAGGCGUGCGGUGCUCGUAGAGUUGCCGUUGUGAUGCCGGGAACUUGCUGGAGACAUGCCUAAGGGACGCAAUGGGCUUGAGCGAUGAAAAGGAUCGCAUUGUGAUAAACGUGGGAGGGAUCAAACAUCAGACAUACCGCGGUACCCUGCGUACCCUGCCCGGCACCCGCUUAUCCUGGCUCGCCGAACCCGACGCGCCUAGCCACUUCGACUGGGACGACAAACAUGAGGAAUUCUUCUUCGACCGCCACCCGGCUGUUUUCGCACAUAUCCUUAAUUAUUACCGGACAGGUAAACUGCACUGCCCUGCGGAUGUCUGCGGACCACUGUAUGAGGAGGAACUGGCCUUCUGGGGCAUCGACGAGACGGACGUGGAGCCGUGCUGUUGGAUGACCUAUAGCCAGCAUCGGGAGGCGGAAGAGGCGCUUGAUAGUUUUGGUGGGGGGGCACUGCUCGACCUGACUGGUAACGAUGAUCCAGACCCGGAGGUUGCGGCCGACCAGGGGGACGGGGUUGGUGAUGAGGCAGAUGAGAUGACGAGGAGGCUGGCGCAGGGGGACUCUCCAGACGCCAAGGCAGGGGGACUUUGGGGCCGCUGGCAGAAACGCAUGUGGGCUCUGUUUGAAGACCCCUACUCCUCUAAAUAUGCAAGGUGGAUAGCCCUGGCCUCUCUGUUCUUCAUCCUGGUGUCCAUCUCCACCUUCUGCCUGGAGACCCACGAGUUCUUCAACCCCAUCGUGAACCGCACCGAGCUGGAGCUGGUGGAUAACGUGACGGUGGAGCAUGUCUACCAGGAGACGGAGACGGUGGUCUACCUCACCUACAUCGAGGGCGUCUGCGUGGUCUGGUUUACCUUUGAGUUCAUGAUGCGAGUCAUAUUCUGUCCGGACAAGAUGGAGUUCAUGAAGAAAGCUCUCAACGUUAUCGACUUCGUGGCUAUCUUACCGUUCUACCUGGAGGUCGGGCUGAGCGGGCUUUCGUCUAAAGCGGCUAAGGAUGUUCUGGGGUUCCUGAGGGUGGUGAGGUUUGUCAGGAUCCUGCGUAUCUUCAAGCUGACCCGUCACUUCGUGGGCCUGAGGGUUCUGGGUCACACGUUACGAGCUAGCACCAAUGAGUUCCUCCUCCUCAUCAUCUUCCUCGCCCUGGGAGUCCUCAUCUUCGCCACAAUGAUCUACUACGCCGAACGGAUGGGAGCAGACCCGACCGACCCGCGCGCCAGCGAGCACACGCACUUCAAGAACAUCCCCAUCGGAUUCUGGUGGGCCGUUGUUACCAUGACGACCCUUGGCUACGGCGACAUGUACCCCCAGACGUGGUCGGGCAUGCUGGUCGGCGCACUGUGCGCCCUGUCGGGUGUACUGACCAUCGCCAUGCCCGUCCCCGUGAUCGUCAACAACUUUGGAAUGUAUUACUCCCUGGCCAUGGCGAAGCAGAAGCUACCAAAGAAGAAGAACAAGCAUAUCCCCCGAGCACCCCAACCGGGAUCACCCAACUACUGUAAGUCCAGCAUCAACUCUCCUCCGACGCCCCAUAAAGCACCGCUCCUUCCUGAAAGCCCGAACUUAGUCCACCCCGUUUUGGCUCUGGCUCAAAACAUGGCUCUGACACACGACGACGUCUUCGAAGUAAAGUUUCCAGAUUCCAAGCUGAAUGGGGAGGCGGCCAACGCAGCACUAGCCAAUGAGGACUGUCCUCAUAUAGACCAGGCCAUCUCGCCAGAGGAGAUCUUCAGCCCCAGUGAGCGAGAACGGCCUUGUUGUCUCGUCACCACAGCUGCAGAACGACCCAACCACACGGGGGGAAGAGUCAGGAGGGAGACCACCCAGCGACAGCCCCGGAGCAGACCACCAGCAUCAGAUUCAGUUUGUGUAAUGAACCAUGGUGUUCCCACCACUAUAUGUCUAUCCCAUAAUAAGACCCCCCCACCCCAACGCCAGCCCCCCACCUGAUAAUACAGUAGCUUUGUUUGUUGUGUGUAUAAAAUGAGGAGUUUUAAACAAAUGGGUGUUACACUGGCAACCUGUACAUCACAGACCAAAUGGCACCCUAUUCCCUAUGUAGUGCACUAGUUUUGAACAGGGUUAUACCCACCUAUGCAGGCCCUGGUCAAAAGCAGUGCACUACAUAGGGAAUAGUGAAGCCAUUCGGUUUUAAGACACAUCCUAACUCAGCAUAGAUGUAGCACAGAGGGAGUGUUGUUGUCAAGCCUUAGGGUAGCUCAGUAUCUGUGACUGGUUAUUGUGCUGUAACGUGCUGUAAUGCUCUGUGCCUAUUUUGUGCCUAGUGCCUGUAUAUUAGCUUUCGUGUGCAGAAGUUGUGUACUAGUAUUCCCAAAUGUUUUUUGAUUGAUUAUCAAAUAUUUGUGUGCUGCUUCUGUUAAAAAAAAAAAAAAUGUUUUUGCUUCGAUAACUAGAAUGAGAUUCUAGAACGAGAUUCUAUUUCUAGAAUCCUCAACAAAUUAUCAGCAAGUGUAUAGUAAAUUGCACUGUCAUAGUCACUUCUGAAUGACAAUAAUAAUGAUAGAGGAUCAUAUUAAUAAUAAUAUUAAUAUUAAUAAUAACAAUGAGGAUCAUAUUAAU
Molecule: messenger RNA, 3429 nt
Organism: Coregonus clupeaformis (lake whitefish)
Lineage: Eukaryota; Metazoa; Chordata; Actinopteri; Salmoniformes; Salmonidae
Gene: kcnc1b
Product: potassium voltage-gated channel, Shaw-related subfamily, member 1b
Exons: 4
Coding region: 922-2799 (625 amino acids)
Biological process (GO): potassium ion transmembrane transport; protein homooligomerization
Cellular component (GO): neuronal cell body membrane; voltage-gated potassium channel complex; dendrite membrane
Molecular function (GO): delayed rectifier potassium channel activity; protein binding
Source: RefSeq, a predicted model, not a curated record